AUGCUCGUGGCGGACAAGAUUUUGCCGAAGUGGAAAGGGAAGACGUGCCCUCACUGUCAGGUUGGCAUCUUGUCCGACCUAUGUGUGGAAAAGCGCACCUCUUUGUACAAACAUCGGUGCAGCUCCCGCCAUUGCCACAAGUAUGUGAGCCCUCACCACUUGCAUCCGGUAUUCACCCAAGGAACGGGUUCAUCUUCACGGGGCCUCCAGAUACAAGCAUCUCUUCUGCUACUUAAACUGCUACGCGUACCACAUCCAGCCAUCCACGUCCUCUUGAAUGUGAACCACAAGGCUAUCGAAGACAUGGAGACGAGGAUUUGCGACCUUCGUAAAGCAUUCGUGGAAAAGCAGGAGAAAAACAUCGUGUUUGGCGACGGCAAAACCUGGAAAGAUGUGGAAGCAGAUGAAGCUACAUUCGACAGAAGGGAUAUUUCCCAGGAUGUGGACUUCAAGCACCUCGUGAAGAACAACAAAACCACGACCAUGUGGGAACAGUGGGCGGGGGUAAUCCAGCGAGGCCGCCCUGAAACGCUCAUACUCUCCAGGUUGAAGCCGAAACUCACUGUCAAGCGAGCACCAGGGCCAGGAGCAAUCAGGCGCACCGAGUGGAAGACCCUAGGAACGAAGCUUCUCAAGGACCGCAAGGUUGUCCUCCACACGGAUGCGGCCCGGUCCUACAAGGCCAAGAUCGACGGUGUCAUUCACGACAAGGUAGUUCAUGCCAAAAAGCGCGUGAAGCGCAACGGCAAGUUCAUCUGGCAGAACCCGAAGUAUGUCAAGGUCGUGACCCACAAGAUCCCUAAGUCCAACAAAAAGAUCGUUGUGAAGUCUGGAACACAGAUUAUCGAUCGUUGUUGGAGGUUUUUGAAGGACCGGGUCAGAGUGAACCAGCACACCAAGGCUGGUAGCAGACAGCUAUGUGCCAAACUGAGGUCUGCUCAAUAUGAGUAUUGGUACCGUAAUGAGGACCAAUGGCUUAAGUUUGGCGAACUGUGCGCUGAUAACAUGCGCAAGUUUAUGAAGUAA
This is a messenger RNA of Symbiodinium sp. CCMP2592, 1026 nucleotides long. NCBI's taxonomy places the organism in Eukaryota, Dinophyceae, Suessiales, Symbiodiniaceae. The record is from the annotation of a GenBank genome assembly.